AUGUCUUCCGACCCUUCUGGUUCAUUUACUCCUGUGGAUUUCGAAUCCAAGACGUUCUCGGGCACGGGUAUCGAGGCUGGUCCAGGCUGGGAUACGUCUGGGACGGUUUCUUAUAAUCUGCCAUCGGAUCUCGCGCUCCCGCCGCCUGAGGUGCCCUCGCUGGGAAGCGGGCACAAUGAACAUACACUGGCGAAUUGGCCAUUCGAUGCCUUUAGCACGGAGAAGGCCACUUAUAAAAGUAGCAUGGACCCUCCUCCGCCCCCGUUUAUAUUUCCGAACGACUCGUCAUCGUGGUAUAGAGAGACGGUCAACUUUCCCUCAGCUUCUUCCUCACCAAUGCAUGGGGGCGCGACGGGGUCAUCGACGCCUUACGACUCAGACGUGAGCAGCCUAGAAGCUUUGCCCUUGCCUCCUUUCCGCGCCUUUCCCUCGUAUCCUCCCCUUGAGCCCAGCUCUACUGCAGACUCUCGAUUCAGUCAUGCAGAGUCAUAUAUGAGGGCGACGCAUGGGUUGGAGCAGCUUGGUAUCGGGUCUGCGUCUGCAGCUACAGUCAAUGACAAGUACGGGUAUGCGCCUCCAUCCGCCUCUGAACGCGCCUCGUCUUCCUACUUCAGAUCUCACACAGCAUCAGCCCCGUAUGAUCCCAUAUAUCUGGACUCCUCGGUUCCGCCACAAGAUGGUCCGCCACUGCCCAAACGAGAGCCGACGCAGCCUCCAGCGUCGCCCAUCGAGUACAAGUUCACGCGGGAGUGGACAGCGCCCCCCGUGGAGAUGCCUUCGAACGACCACCGCGAAGUGCAGAGCGCGCCGCCCGAGACGGUCGUGUCGCGGAGGAAGGGGAAGCGCAAGGCGGAGGACCUCGACGAGUCUGGGGAUGCGGCGGCGUCGGGGCCAAGCUCCGCGAUGCUGGCGGACCCGAAGGCACUUAGGGAGGUGAAGGCCGAGCGCGCGCGCGUCCGGCGGAGCGGGGAGAAGAGGUCUGUGGAUGCGCUUCGUGAGGCGUUGGCUGAGUUUCUCAGCGCCAAGCAAGUCACGGGGCACGUAACGAAGCAAAAAUUGGAAGCCUAUGCUGUUGAAUAUAUCCAGUACCUGAGGCAAGCUAAUUUGGCAUGGGAGACAGAAAAGGCCUACCGAGAGAAGUUCCUCCGGGAUGCGUUAAGUGGCUUUUUGCCGCCGGGACUGGAACAGAGUCUUGAUGAAUUUGCUGCCGAUCUGAUUAAACGCCAACGAAGGGAAAUAGACGAGUUGAGGGAGCAAUUACUAGAUCAGCGGAUAUUGAACCAAGAUCCUCAAGAUGCCGAAUCAGUGCGGGACACGAUCCUGCGCUAUCGGGGUCGGAUAAUGGAAUUGCAGGAGAGGCUAGGGAGGUAG
Heterobasidion irregulare TC 32-1 is the source of this 1371-nucleotide messenger RNA. RefSeq names its product lignin medium expressed protein 7 (gene lep7). NCBI's taxonomy places the organism in Eukaryota, Fungi, Basidiomycota, Agaricomycetes, Russulales, Bondarzewiaceae. The transcript has 7 exons. The coding region runs from base 1 to 1371 and encodes 456 amino acids. The record is from RefSeq and is a predicted model, not a curated record.